CUGCGCCUGCGCGGCGGCGGGAAUCCUCGCGGAGAGCGCUCACUCCCGGAGUCCCAAUCAGCCCGGGUGGGCAGAGACAGCCCGGGUUCCGCUGCAGUUCUGGAACGGGGCGCCGCUCUGGGUGACGUCGCGCUGCCGGGGGAGUGUCUGUGGUGCGCGCCUCCCUCCCUCGCCCCGUGAGCCUCUCCGACCACUCCUCCUUUCCAGAGUCCCGCGUCUCUGCCUAGCGCGGCCGCUGCUCCCAGUCCCCCCAGGAUAAUGGCGACAGCUGAGGUACUGAACAUUGGUAAAAAGCUCUAUGAGGGUAAAACAAAAGAAGUCUAUGAAUUGUUAGACAGCCCAGGAAAAGUGCUCCUGCAGUCCAAGGACCAGAUUACAGCAGGAAAUGCAGCCAGAAGGAAUCACCUGGAAGGAAAAGCUGCAAUCUCAAAUAAAAUUACUAGUUGUAUUUUUCAGUUGUUACAGGAAGCAGGUAUCAAAACUGCUUUCACCAGAAAAUGUGGGGAAACUGCUUUCAUUGCACCUAAGUGUGAAAUGAUUCCAAUUGAAUGGGUUUGUAGAAGAAUAGCAACUGGUUCUUUUCUCAAAAGAAAUCCUGGUGUCAAAGAAGGGUACAAAUUUUACCCUCCUAAAGUGGAGAUGUUUUUUAAGGAUGAUGCCAAUAAUGAUCCACAGUGGUCUGAGGAACAACUCAUUGCUGCAAAAUUUUGCUUUGCUGGACUUGUUAUAGGCCAGACUGAAGUGGAUAUCAUGAAUCAUGCUACACAGGCUAUUUUUGAAAUACUGGAGAAAUCCUGGUUGCCCCAGGACUGUACACUGGUUGAUAUGAAGAUUGAAUUUGGUGUUGAUGUCACCACCAAAGAAAUUGUUCUUGCUGAUGUUAUUGAUAAUGAUUCCUGGAGACUCUGGCCAUCUGGAGAUCGAAGCCAACAGAAAGACAAACAGUCAUAUCGUGACCUCAAGGAAGUAACUCCUGAAGGGCUCCAGAUGGUUAAGAAAAAUUUUGAGUGGGUUGCUGAAAGAGUAGAGUUGCUUCUGAAAUCAGAAAGUCAGUGCAGGGUCGUAGUAUUAAUGGGCUCAACUUCUGAUCUUGGUCACUGUGAAAAAAUCAAGAAGGCUUGUGGAUAUUUUGGCAUUCCAUGUGAACUUCGGGUAACCUCUGCCCAUAAAGGCCCAGAUGAAACGCUGAGGAUUAAAGCUGAGUACGAAGGGGAUGGCAUUCCUACAGUCUUUGUGGCAGUGGCAGGCAGAAGCAAUGGUUUAGGACCAGUGAUGUCUGGUAACACUGCAUACCCAGUUAUCAGCUGUCCUCCCCUCACUGCAGACUGGGGCGCUCAGGAUGUGUGGUCUUCUCUUCGAUUACCCAGUGGUCUUGGCUGUUCAACCAUACUUUCUCCAGAAGGAUCAGCUCAGUCUGCUGCUCAGAUAUUUGGAUUAAACAACCAUUUGGUGUGGGCCAAACUGCGAGCAAGUAUAUUGAAUACGUGGAUUUCGUUGAAGCAGGCUGACAAGAAAAUACGAGAGGGCAAUUUAUAAGAAAAGAACAUCAUAGCAUUUUUUUUUUUUUAGGAGAAAAACUAUAAUUUUCUAGUUUAGCUGUAAAAAAAAAAAAAUCAGUCAAGAUGAAAAGAUUUUAAAUCAGAGAAAACAAAACUUAGUGAAUAAUUGCUUCUCUAGAUUCAUGGAUUAGUAGAAUAUAUGUACAUAUUUAAGAACAUUUUAAAAUUAACCUCUCCCACUAUAUGGUCAUUGCUAGGUGGGUAACAAUCAAAUAUAUUUCUUAAAUGCUAAUCAUGUCCUAUUAUAGAGCUCUGAAGUUACUACUUAUAUCUUAACCCAUGAGUUCUAGAAAGUUAAAGUGAUUUUAUCUAAGAACAGCUGAUAAAGAGCAAUAAAGUUCUCGUUCCUCAAUUUGAUCUUUACAAAAUUCUAAGGACAUGGUUUUUUAUUUGCAGUCAGUAUCUCAGAAAAUGGUGUGUAUCUUUAGCUAUUGAUAGACAUGUUUUGUUUUCAUUUUGAUUUUUUUUUUUUUCUCAAGAAAAGUGGGGAGGGGAGGGAAGACACAAAAUAAGAUGAAGAGGCAAUGUGAAAGCCAUGGAAAGGGGACUUUUCUGAGAACUUCUGAUGGGUGUCAGAGCAAUUUGCCAUGGAAAAAAAGUACAUCCACCUUUGCCUUCUAAAUGAAAGACUUAGUGAAUCUUACUUGACUAUGGUGGGAGUCUAUGUGGGUCACAACAUUCUUUUAAUUCUGAUAAUACAUAUUUUAGCCACACUAAUCCCAGUGUACUAUCAUUUUCAGAAAUUGGAAUCUCCCAGGUGAUAACCAUAACUAGUUUAUUUCUUAUCUAAUAAACUAGUUACUAAUAACUAGUUACUAAUAAAAGGGUAAUAUGCAAAUUGGUCAUGGCGCCUUCACAGUAACAACUGAACAGCAGGCUGCGUAGGGCGACCAGGCCAGCAGGGGAGUUAGGGAGGGACGACCAAACAACUGACCAGCAGGCUCUGUGGGGCGACCAGGCCGGCAGGGGGUUUAGGGAGGGACAACCAAAUGACUGACCAACAGCCUGCAUGGGGCGACCAGG
Eptesicus fuscus (big brown bat) is the source of this 2582-nucleotide messenger RNA. RefSeq names its product phosphoribosylaminoimidazole carboxylase and phosphoribosylaminoimidazolesuccinocarboxamide synthase (gene PAICS). The coding region runs from base 259 to 1536 and encodes 425 amino acids. The transcript has 9 exons. Gene Ontology annotation, molecular function: phosphoribosylaminoimidazolesuccinocarboxamide synthase activity. The record is from RefSeq and is a predicted model, not a curated record. NCBI's taxonomy places the organism in Eukaryota, Metazoa, Chordata, Mammalia, Chiroptera, Vespertilionidae. Gene Ontology annotation, biological process: 'de novo' IMP biosynthetic process.